Messenger RNA from Sporothrix brasiliensis 5110, 1917 nucleotides. RefSeq names its product glutamyl-tRNA synthetase. The transcript has a single exon. The coding region runs from base 1 to 1917 and encodes 638 amino acids. Gene Ontology annotation, molecular function: ATP binding; glutamate-tRNA ligase activity. Gene Ontology annotation, cellular component: methionyl glutamyl tRNA synthetase complex; cytosol; cytoplasm. The record is from RefSeq and is a predicted model, not a curated record. Gene Ontology annotation, biological process: glutamyl-tRNA aminoacylation; translation. Lineage: Eukaryota; Fungi; Ascomycota; Sordariomycetes; Ophiostomatales; Ophiostomataceae.
AUGAAGACCGACGACCUCAAGGCCCUGCCGCCCAAGCUCGCAGGCGACUUCCGCUCCAUCGAGCCGUCCCUGGCCGCGCUCGACAAGCACCUGACCCUGCGCUCGUACCUCGACGGCUACACCCUGAGCGAUGUCGACAGCAAGAUCUGGGUCGCCCUGGCGGAGAACCGCGCGGCCGUGUCGUUUGUGCGCCGCGGCACGCUCGUCAACCUCAAGCGCUGGUUCCUCUUUGUCGAGGACCGCCACCCGGAGAUCCAGGACAGCGUCAAGGCGGCCAGCGCGGCCCUCAAGGCCAAAGUGGCGGCGGCCAGCCGCGCCGGCGGCAGCUACAACAUGUCGCUCAAGGACGCCGACAAGGGCGUGGUGACGCGCUUCCUGCCGGAGCCGAGCGGCUACCUGCACAUUGGCCACGCCAAGGCCGCGCUGCUGAGCGACUACUUUGCGCGCCAGUACAAGGGCACGCUCAAGCUGCGCCUCGACGACACCAACCCAUCCAAGGAGAAGGAGGAGUUCCAGGACGCCAUCAUCGAGGACCUUCGCCUCAUGGGCAUCCGGCCCGACACCCUGUCGUACACGUCCGACUACUUCGACUACCUGUACGCCAUGGCCCUGCGCCUCAUCCAGGAGGGCCACGCGUACGCCGACGACACCGACCAGGACACCAUGCGCGACCAGCGCAUGAACGGCGUCGCCUCGCAGCACCGCGACCGCCCCGUCGCGGAGACGCUGCAGAUCUUCACCGAGGAGAUGAAGAACGCCACGGCCGUGGGCGCCAAGCACUGCAUCCGCGCCAAGAUCUCCGUCGACGACAACAACAAGACCCUGCGCGACCCUGUCAUCUACCGCGUCAACGUCGAGACCGCCCACCACCGCACCGGCACCACCUGGAAGAUGUACCCGACGUACGACUUUGCCUGCCCCGUCAUCGACAGCCACGAGGGCAUCACGCACGCCAUGCGCUCCACCGAGUACACCGACCGCAACGCCCAGUACCAGUGGUUCCUCACCACCCUGCAGCUGCGCCAGGUCCACAUGUUUGACUUUGCCCGCAUGAACUUUAUCCGCACGUUCCUGUCCAAGCGCAAGCUGGCCAAGCUCGUCGACACCGGCCGCGUCUGGGGCUGGGACGACCCGCGCAUGCCCACCAUCCGCGGCGUGCGCCGCCGCGGCAUGACCAUCCCCGCCCUGCGCGACUUUAUCCUCAAGCAGGGCCCCAGCCGCUCCGUCACCACCAUGGAGUGGGGCGUCUUCUGGGCCGCCAACAAGAAGGAGAUUGACCCCGUCGCGCCCCGCCACACCGUCGUGUCCGCCAAGGACGCCGUCAAGGUCACCGUCACCGGCGCCGACGCGCCCGCGGCGCCCCAGUCGGUCGAGAAGCCGCUGCAUCCCAAGAACAAGGACGUCGGCACCAAGCAGGUCGUCUUCUCGUCCGAGAUUUUGCUCGACCAGGCCGACGUCAAGCUCAUGAAGGUCGGCGAGGAGAUCACCCUCAUGUCCUGGGGCAACGCCAUUGUCAAGGACAUCCAGGCCGGCGCGGAUGGUGUCGUGACCGCCGCGACCGUCGAGCUGCACCUCGCCGGCGACGUCAAGAAGACGGAGAAGAAGGUGACCUGGCUGUCGACCGCCGGCCAGACGCUCCUCAAGGGCGAGGCGUGGGACUUUGAUUACCUGCUGACCAAGAACACGCUGACCGAGGACGACGUGCUCGAGGACUGCCUGAACCCCGUGACCGCCACUGAGGAGGAUGUGCUGGGCGGCGCCAACAUGAAGGACCUCAAGAAGGACGACAUCAUCCAGCUCGAGCGCCGCGGCUUCUACCGGGUAGACAAGGGCCUGGGCGACUGGGCCGAGGGCCAGGCCGGCGAGAAGGGCGCGCGGAUCGUCAUGUUCCUGAUUCCCAGCGGCAAGUCGACGUAG